UUCAGAAUAUCCAAGAUGGUUACUGUCGGAUCGGGACUGGAAGUUAUGAGUGCGUUUGCAUCUCCUUCGAUGUUUAGGGCAUCAGCAAACCCUCUCCAAUCUCUAGAUCGGGAAAAGGUCUGCAGAACUUUAGGAGGAUUUAAGAGCACAGAGAACAUAUUCAUGGCAGUCGGAGACAUUGCGAUGAGGGCGCCGGUAGAUGGCUCUAGUCUGGUCCCAAUUUGGUGCGGUUUCUGGUCUACGUUUUGUUUUGUCUAUGAUCGGCGUCGCCAUAUUCUUUUCCUUUCAACGUCUCUCUUGAGAACAAGCACAAUGGCUGAGGUUGAUGAAACUCUGAAGAAGAAGAGGACCUUCAGGAAGUUCACCUUCCGUGGGGUGGACCUCGAUCAACUCCUGGAUAUGCCAAAUGAGCAACUCAUGGAGCUCAUGCACGCCCGUGCCCGUAGGCGUUUCUCUCACGGUUUGAAGAGGAAGCCAAUGGCCCUCGUCAAGAAACUCCGCAAGGCAAAGAAGGAAGCUCCCCCAAAUGAGAAGCCAGAAAUCGUGAAAACUCAUCUUCGCAACAUGAUCAUUGUUCCGGAAAUGGUUGGCUCCAUCGUUGGAAUUUACAACGGAAAAACCUUCAACCAGGUUGAAAUCAAGCCCGAGAUGAUCGGACAUUACCUUGGUGAAUUUUCGGUCACUUAUAAACCUGUCAAACACGGUAGGCCAGGUAUUGGUGCCACUCACUCCUCUCGUUUUAUACCAUUGAAGUAAAUGAUCGAAAUAAAAGUAAUUAUCUGGUAUUAAA
This is a messenger RNA of Diachasmimorpha longicaudata, 790 nucleotides long. It is a transcript of the gene RpS15, whose product is annotated as small ribosomal subunit protein uS19. The transcript is spliced from 5 exons. Gene Ontology annotation, molecular function: structural constituent of ribosome; RNA binding. Gene Ontology annotation, biological process: ribosomal small subunit assembly; translation. The record is from RefSeq and is a predicted model, not a curated record. Lineage: Eukaryota; Metazoa; Arthropoda; Insecta; Hymenoptera; Braconidae. The coding region runs from base 16 to 756 and encodes 246 amino acids. Gene Ontology annotation, cellular component: ribosome; cytosolic small ribosomal subunit.